Messenger RNA from Zygotorulaspora mrakii, 864 nucleotides. It is a transcript of the gene ARO5, whose product is annotated as Aro5p. The record is from RefSeq and is a predicted model, not a curated record. The transcript has a single exon. The coding region runs from base 1 to 864 and encodes 287 amino acids. NCBI's taxonomy places the organism in Eukaryota, Fungi, Ascomycota, Saccharomycetes, Saccharomycetales, Saccharomycetaceae.
AUGACGGGCACAGUUGAGCUGGAACAAACAGUAGAAAAAUUAUCAAACAUGAUGGGCGAAGUUAAGUUUUCACCAAAAAACCGAGAUAUCUUAAACAAUUUGGGAAAUGAGCUGGUGAUUUCACAAUCCAAGCCAGUACUAGAAUUUGUUGAUAUUAUUAUUGAGAGGUUCAUGUAUCCACGACUGCCAUCAAAGUCCUUAAUGGGACUUCUACUGCUGCAGGAAUGCGCAAUUAUAGACGAAGAAAGUAACGACAAUGACGAUCUAGAUAACUUAAUCAAGUACGAGACAUUUGAUCUUGGUCAUCCAAGAAUAUUAGAAUUAAUAUUGAUAAGACAAAAAUUGGAAGAACUUAACUCUACAGAAAAGAAAACCUGGAAAUCAGAUGAGUACAUGACAAAACUAUUAACAAAAGUGCAGCAGGUGUAUGUUCUGCUAGUUCAUCUUCUACAAGUGCUGAGUGAUCACAUAGAAGUUCCUGCCCAUUCCGCUUUUUACAAAGGCAUCGUGCUUGAUAGCAUAGCUGAUUUUCAGCGCGCCUUUGAAUCCUUUAAAAUUUUAGACUUCAUUUGCCAAUCUUUGAUUAGAAGUGUUGCAGAAUCAGGCAAAUCUGAUAAUAGCAUUUUCUAUGUGGAGGACACUCUUUUGCGUCACAUAGAAAGUUUCAUUCAGGGAAAUAUAAAAUGGUACGAGGAUAUCAUGUUGCAGUCAACGGCUUUAAAAGAGUUUUACUUGACUGAAAAAAAGAUGUUGCCGCAAAGCAUUCCUUCACAUGAGACUGACUUGUUGCAUCAGAAGGGAUUCGAAAUUUUCCUGGAAAAACGAAAGUUGCGAUUGAGAAUUUCCACCAGAAGAGUAUUCUAA